Molecule: messenger RNA, 4072 nt
Organism: Zea mays
Lineage: Eukaryota; Viridiplantae; Streptophyta; Magnoliopsida; Poales; Poaceae
Product: protein phosphatase 2C 32
Exons: 4
Coding region: 939-3827 (962 amino acids)
Biological process (GO): protein dephosphorylation
Molecular function (GO): protein serine/threonine phosphatase activity
Source: RefSeq, a predicted model, not a curated record
GAAAGCAAAACACCAUUCGAUUACAUAACUGAUGUGCAGGAGCUAUAUAGAAAAAUACAUGAAUUUUAUAGAGAUCUGCCUAGUUUUAAGAAAAGAAAAAAAACGAAGAAAACAGAGGGGGGUACAUCCAAAAGUGGCGAGGAGAGAGGGAGACGAAACAAACGAGAACAAGCAAGGUAGGCAAGAACCAAAACAGGCGAGGCGGCGAGGGACCAGCGUGCAAAGCGAAGGCGACCAAGCAGGCAAGCCUCCCUGCCGACCAGCGACUGGCGUGCUGCGUGCCGGACAGACGGAGGAGGAGGAAAGCCGAAAGCACCAACUCCCCCUCUCGAGUCUCGUCUCCUCCACUCCACUGCACUCGGCGCUCCACUCCACUUCCUCCCUCGGUCGCUUACGCAGCUUCCAACGAUUCCAUUCCCAGCUCCCUCCUCAUCCUUUCCGUUCCUCCCAUCCCCCACCCAACCCGUUUCAAAUCGCACCAAAACCCCCCUCGAAGACCUGGAGCGAGGCCUGCCCCUUCCGCGCUCGCCCCUGCCAGGUGUAGAUCCCCCAUUCCUGUCGCUCGCUCGCCGCCGGCCGGAUUCCUGAUCCGACGGGAGGUCUUGUGCGGAGGCGGGAGGCGCUGUUGCGUGCCUGCCUGAUCGGUUCCUGCUUCCUGCGAGUUGGUGGUGGUGCGGCGGCGGCGGCGGGUUCUGGCAUGGGGUUGCGCUGCCGGGGCAUUUCCUCGACCAGGCGGUGGGCGGCGGCCUAAGAUGCGAGGGCGGCUGGCCCGGGGAGUGGGGCACCAGGUCGGGGAUAGCUUCUCGCCGUGCGCCAGCCUCCGCCUGCUCAUGCUGCCGGCCGCCCGGGGCCCUCGGCGACGGGCAUUGGGGCGCGCUCUCCCCGCGAGGUGCUGACGCUGACGCGCGCGCGGCGCUACUAGCCGCCAGCCGCCCGCCAUGGGCAACAGCACGUCCCGGGUCGUCGGCUGCUUCGCGCCGCCCGACAAGGCCGGCGGCAUCGACCUCGACUUCCUCGAGCCGCUCGACGAAGGGCUCGGCCACUCCUUCUGCUACGUCCGCCCGGGCGCCGUCGCCGACUCGCCCGCGAUCACGCCCUCCAACUCCGAGCGCUACACGCUCGACUCCAGCGUCAUGGACUCGGAGACCCGCAGCGGGUCCUUCCGCCAGGAGCCCGCCGACGACCUGGCCGCCGCCGCAGCCGCCGGCCUGCAGCGGCCCUGCAGGAGCUUCGGCGAGACCACCUUCCGGACCAUCUCGGGGGCCUCCGUCAGCGCGAACGCGUCCUCCGCCAGGACGGGCACCCUCACCGUCUCCCUUAUACGUGACGUGCAGGAGCCCGCCGCCGCGUUCGAGAGCACCGCCUCCUUCGCCGCCGUGCCCUUGCAGCCGGUGCCGCGGGGGUCGGGCCCGCUCAACACCUUCUUGUCGGGGCCGCUGGAGAGAGGGUUCGCCUCCGGCCCGCUGGACAAAGGCUCCGGCUUCAUGUCUGGGCCAUUGGACAAGGGAGCCUUCAUGUCAGGCCCCAUCGAUGCUGGCAGCAGAAGCAACUUCUCAGCACCUCUUUCCUAUGGACGGAGGAAGCCUCGUCUGAGGCUUCUUGUACAUAGGAUUAGUAGACCCAUGAAAACCGCACUGUCCAGAACAUUCAGCAGGAGCUCACAAAAUCCAGGCUGGGUUCAAAAGUUUCUGUCGCAUCCUAUGUCUCAACUGCCCUGGGCAAGGGACGCAAAGUCCAGAUCAGAAGGUUCACAGGAUGGAUUGGAAUCUGGGAUACCCGAGCCUGAGUAUAACGUGACAAGGAACCUUCAGUGGGCACAUGGAAAGGCAGGGGAAGAUAGGGUUCAUGUUGUUCUAUCCGAAGAGCAAGGAUGGUUGUUCAUUGGAAUUUAUGAUGGAUUUAGUGGCCCUGAUGUGCCUGACUUUUUAAUGAGCAAUCUAUACAAGGCCAUUGAUAGAGAACUGGAAGGAUUGCUCUGGGUUUAUGAAGACAGCUCUGAAAGGAGUGAUCAUGUAUCGACUCAUGAAGAGGGUGGAUUGGUUGCUGCUUCUGUGGAUGCUCCUCAUGAUGAUAGUGGCCAGUGCCAGAGUGACAGUGGGAGACAAGAACUUGGUAAUUUUGGAAAACAAAAUGUAUCACCUGGAAAGGGUUGUGAUGAUAGUGCCUUGCAAUUUCAGCCAAACUGUACCAGCAGUGAAGAGAAAGAUUUGGCUCCACAUGGUUCAAGUAGUGAGAUGUUGGGCAGGGAUGAGAUAGUUGAGGAAAUGGUUGAAGCUGAUCUGGGAAAUGAUCUCCAAAGUAGAGAACCCCACAGCUCGAACAGAGAUCUUUCAGGUACAGAUCUAAACACCAGCUGCAGAUGUGCAACAGAAACCAGUUCCUAUUGUGAUCAGCAUGCCAAAUUCUUGAAAGGAAACAGAAAAAGCAAGCGUCUCUUUGAGCUUCUUCAGAUGGAACUGCUGCAAGAUUAUAACACAAGGUUAUCUAAGGAGCCACCAGAGGAAAGUAAAAUACCAAACUUGCAUGUUACACAGGCAGACACUGCAGAAGCGCGCUCAAGAAACACAGCUGAGGUCUCCAGGUGUUCAUUGGCAGCAACUGGAGAAUGUUUUGAUGAUUCUGAAGGUCUUGGAAGUUCAAGACACGCUGAUAGUGUACUUGGCAUAGGUAUUAAAGAGUGUACAGGGUGUUCUAUAUCUACAUCUUCAUCAGGGCACAAGCAAGUUACGAGAAGAAUUUUAAUCGGAUCAAAGUUGAGGAAGAUGUACAAAAAGCAAAAAAUGUUGCAGAAGAAGUUUUUCCCAUGGAACUAUGAUUGGCACAGAGAUCAACCUCAUGUUGAUGAAAGUGUUAUAAAAUCUUCAGAAGUCACUAGGAGAUGUAAGUCGGGACCAGUAGAACAUGAUGCUGUAUUGAGGGCAAUGUCACGGGCACUUGAAAUAACAGAGGAAGCGUACAUGAAAAUUGUGGAAAAGGAGCUUGAUAGAUACCCAGAGCUUGCAUUAAUGGGUUCGUGUGUCCUUGUAAUGUUAAUGAAGGACCAGGAUGUAUAUGUCAUGAAUCUUGGCGACAGCCGAGCUAUCUUGGCACAGGACAAUGAUCACUUUGAUCAGUACGAUAGCUCAAGUUUCUCAAAAGGAGAUUUACAACAUCGAAAUAGGUCAAGGGAGUCACUUGUCCGUGUGGAGCUUGAUAGGAUAUCGGAAGAGUCGCCGAUGCAUAAUCCUAACAGUCACCUAAACAGCAACGCAAAAGCUAAGGAACUGUCAAUAUGUAGACUAAAAAUGAGAGCGGUUCAAUUGUCAACUGACCAUAGCACGAGUAUUGAGGAGGAAGUCUUGAGGAUUAAAGUAGAACAUCCUGAUGAUCCACAAGCUGUCUUUAAUGGUAGAGUGAAGGGACAGCUGAAGGUUACAAGAGCUUUUGGUGCUGGUUUUCUAAAGAAGCCAAAAUUUAACGAGGCACUACUUGAGAUGUUCCGCAUCGACUAUGUUGGAACAUCACCAUAUAUCAGCUGCAAUCCUGCUGUACUUCACCACCGUCUCUGCGCAAAUGAUAGGUUUCUUGUGCUGUCUUCAGAUGGAUUGUAUCAAUAUUUCAGCAAUGAUGAGGUAGUUUCGCAUGUGCUUUGGUUCAUGGAAAAUGUACCAGAGGGAGACCCAGCGCAAUACCUUGUAGCUGAACUUCUUUGUCGGGCAGCCAAGAAGAAUGGAAUGAAUUUUCACGAGCUACUGGAUAUCCCCCAGGGCGAUCGUCGGAAAUACCAUGACGAUGUUUCUGUUAUGGUAGUCUCGCUUGAAGGAAGAAUCUGGCGAUCUUCUGGAUGAGUGUUUGAAACAUGACCUGGUCUGUUCCUUGCAGCCUUACUUAGUGGUAGUAAAUCUCAAUCAGGAAAGGCACCAAUGUCUUGCUCUGUCUUAAUUUUUCAACCAUGUUUCAAAUUCUGGCAGUCCAUGUGCCUUUUCUUGUCUUCUGCGUUUUGAACUUGCGCUGCAUUCUUGGGCGGUCUGAAUUGACGUAUACAGUUUUUUCACUUUUGAUAUUAGGGAAAAAAGGGGUUCUUUUGAGGGCA